This is a messenger RNA of Salvia hispanica, 417 nucleotides long. The record is from RefSeq and is a predicted model, not a curated record. Lineage: Eukaryota; Viridiplantae; Streptophyta; Magnoliopsida; Lamiales; Lamiaceae.
CUGACCACCAUAUAAGUGCUCGGCAAUCAUAUAGUUGAGAGCCUCCCCGACCAGCCAAUAUAUUUUUAAGCUCCAAGAAACAUGCCUCCACGAUAAUAAUUUCUGCGAUCACACCUCAAAAGUCCAUGCACGAGCCUUUGACAACUGGAACGCGUUUGGUCAUUAGUGCCGAUGCAGGUUUUGUGCUUGGUACUAGAAAGCUUUUGCUUAAGGUCCCACCCGACUCUGAGAUUCGUAUUGGAUGGUGCAAUGCCUGAUUAUGUGCUUGCGAAAGACUUGAUUCUGCAAAUUAUUAGUGAAAUAUCCGUGGCUGGUGCAAGAUACAAAUCCAUGAAAUUUGUUGGCUCCACUGUUAUAAGCUUGACUAUGGAAGAUAGAUUACAGCAUAACAUUGUGCAACAUGGUUAUUGAAGCUGG